Molecule: messenger RNA, 597 nt
Organism: Oppia nitens
Lineage: Eukaryota; Metazoa; Arthropoda; Arachnida; Sarcoptiformes; Oppiidae
Gene: EloB
Product: elongin-B-like
Exons: 3
Coding region: 158-520 (120 amino acids)
Biological process (GO): transcription elongation by RNA polymerase II
Cellular component (GO): VCB complex; elongin complex
Molecular function (GO): protein binding
Source: RefSeq, a predicted model, not a curated record
UGUAACAGAAGUGCCAUUGGUUUCUAUAGUAACGGAUUGAGUGUUUGUCCAGAGAGGGGUCUCAGCGGGCAAUCAAAUGAUUGAAUAAAUCGGCGAUUAUUUUGUGUUUUGUUUUCAUUUAUUUACCAUUUGUUUGAUUCAAGACAUCAGCCAAACAAUGGAUGUCUUUUUGAUGGUCAGACGCAAAAAGAUGACAAUUUUUUUGGACGCCAAAGAGACCACUUCUGUCAUUGAUUUGAAGCGAAUGAUUGGUGGCAUCACAAAGACAUUACCUGAAGAUCAGAGAUUAUUUAAAGACGACGAAGUUAUGGACGACAGGAAGUGCUUAACUGACUAUAAUCUGAACCCAACGACAGCCAAAGCACAGUCACCGGCGACUAUCGGUCUCUGUUAUCGAGACGGAGAGACCGGAAAGUUUGAAAAUCUUGAGAUAACAGUGCUGUCGACGCCUCCAGAACUGCCUGAUGUCAUGAAAUCUCCCGAAACUCAAUGUCAAACACACGAUCAAAGUGUCAAUUGAUUUGAUCUAAACAGAUAUACAGACAAUUUUGGUGUCAAUUUUACGAUAUAAUAAUAAUAAUAAUAUUAAUGAAUUAG